Mizuhopecten yessoensis (Yesso scallop) is the source of this 470-nucleotide messenger RNA. Its product is annotated as multiple epidermal growth factor-like domains protein 10. Lineage: Eukaryota; Metazoa; Mollusca; Bivalvia; Pectinida; Pectinidae. The annotation marks the transcript as partial. The transcript has 3 exons. The record is from RefSeq and is a predicted model, not a curated record.
UUCGCCUUUCUGGAUUUUAUCUUUAUGUUUCCAACAUGACCGUUUUGGACAGUCUUCGAAGUACAUGGCAUCUAUGUUUUCAUGACGACACAAAGGAUCCAGAACUUCCAUCAUUCAACCAAUCUCGUUGUUGUCCUGUUGACGGACGAUAUGUCAUAUUCUACAACAUGUGUCCCGCUGAUAAUGGGCCUAAGUCUUAUCGAUACUACUCGACAACAAACGCUGUGUUGGAAUUAUGUGAGGUGCAGGUUUUUGGAUGUCCGGUAAAUCGUUUUGGAUCUACCUGUUCGGGAAUAUGUCACUGUGGUGUGGGUGGAUGUGAUCCUGAUACCGGACUAUGUGACGUCACUGGAUGUCAGAGUGGAUGGAUGGGACCACACUGCUCUGAAGAAUGUGGAAGUGGCAAAUUUGGCAUGAACUGUAACCACACGUGUCAUUGUUCACAACCCGGAUGUGAUAGAGAAAAUGGU